Cloeon dipterum is the source of this 1959-nucleotide messenger RNA. Its product is annotated as organic cation transporter protein-like. The coding region runs from base 136 to 1857 and encodes 573 amino acids. Gene Ontology annotation, cellular component: membrane. Gene Ontology annotation, biological process: transmembrane transport. The record is from RefSeq and is a predicted model, not a curated record. Gene Ontology annotation, molecular function: transmembrane transporter activity. The transcript is spliced from 10 exons. NCBI's taxonomy places the organism in Eukaryota, Metazoa, Arthropoda, Insecta, Ephemeroptera, Baetidae.
CCGGUAGCAAUUACGUGUUGACAACAAUAAGUAGAGCCUUCGACCGUACGGACGCCGCAGUGUCCCUGGCGCCCGCUCGCAUGCACCGCGUAUGCGUGUACCUUUCGUCGUUCUCCCAUCUGCACUUCAGAUACCAUGGUCAAACCCGCAAAAAAGCGUAACGAGGUGCUGGAUGAAAUCCUCGCCGAACUAGGCAGCUUCGGCAAAUUUCAGGCGCGCAACUAUGCUCUUAUCUGCUGCGCUGUGCUCUUUUGCGCGGCUUACACCGUCACUUACAUCUUCUCGGCAGGAAUAGUGCAUCACCGGUGUUUGGUGCCCGAGUGUGGCGAAAGCGUUGACAACGCGACUUAUGAUACACCUUGGCUGCAUGAUGCUGUGCCUUUUGACAAAGAGACCAAGGUUCCCUCCUUCUGCAGAGCUUACGACUCGAUUGAAAACGCGACUGACCAAUGCAGUUUUGACUCGGAGUUGACGCACGAGUGCAGUGAGUUUGUUUUCAAAGGACCGCAAAUCACAAUCCAACAAGAAUUUAACCUGACAUGUCACAGAAACUCGUGGAAGCUGGCAUUUGUAGGCAGCCUGAACAAUGUCGGCCGUUUGGUUGGACUUCCGGUCCAUGGAUAUAUUUCAGACAGAUUCGGGAGAAGAACGUCGCUUAUAGUAACAAUGGUUGGCUCUGGAAUAUUUGGAAUUGUGCGGACUUUUGCGUGGAAUUACGAGUCUUUCUUGACGUUCGAAUUUCUUGAGGCCUUCUUCUCAGGAGGAAUCUAUGCCGUCGCUUUCAUUCUAGCGAUGGAAAUGGUCGGCCCUGGCAAACGAGUGAUGGGGGGUGCUGUGAUCGUUUGGUCGUUCGCCCUGGGCCAGGUCUUUUUGGGCCUAAUGGCCUGGUGGCUUCCGAACUGGAGGACAAUGACUAUGGCUAUUUACACUCCGUCUCUUCUCUUCAUAUUUUACUUUUGGCUGAUCCCUGAAUCGCUAAGAUGGUCAAUGUCCAAUGGCAAAUACAGUGUGGUUCGGAGAGUUCUGGAAAAAGCAGCUAGCUUAAACAAAGUUAAGUUCAGUGAACCCUUGCUGACCGAAAUUAAUACCUGGGUUGAUGGACAAAAGGAAGAAGAUAACAACGGUGCAGAGGAUGAUAAACCACUGUCAUUCAUUGCUGCAAUGAAAGAAGUGUUCACUUCAAAGGUGUUGGUCCUCCGUCUGCUCAACUGCUACCUCUGCUGGGUAACAAACACUCUGGUUUACUAUGGUAUGUCCCUCAAUUCGGUGUCUUUGGCCGGCACCGACAACGAGUACAUCAACUUCAUCCUUGUCAGUGUGGUCGAAGCACCAUCUUACAUUUUCGCCUGGUAUGGAAUGAGCCGAUUCGGCCGCAGAAAGUCUUUGUGCACCGCCCUGCUCCUCAGCGGAAGCUGCAGCUUCGGCAGCUAUUUUAUCCCAAAAGAGAGCAACGUGCUUCGAGUGAUUUUGUACAUGACCGGCAAAUUCGCAAUCACCGCCGCCUUUGACUCGCUCUACGUAUUCACGGCGGAAAUUUUCCCGACCAAGCUAAGGACCAGUCUGCUUUCGUCCUGCUCCAUGGUCGGUCGCCUCGGCUCCAUCAUGGCCCCCCAAACACCACUUCUGGCGGAAAUUUCACCGCUUCUGCCGCUGGGAAUUUUCGGCGCGUUUGCUUUGACGUCCGGCGUGUUGACUUUGUUCCUGCCUGAAACGCUUGGGAAAUCUCUACCCGAUUCCAUCGAAGAGUCAAAGAACAUUGGCAAGGAAAAUGGCAAUUCUAACUGCAACGGUACGAACAAAGUCGUGCCCACGAUUAUCCUUUCGAGAGUAGAAGACGAGACCAAUAAAUCAAGCUAACACCGUUAAAAUUGACUAAUUAUGUAUAUUUAUAUGAAUAUGUUGAAAUUUCACAAAUCAUGUAAAAAGAGAAAUAAAAAAUGCGUCUAUUUUUACAGAGGA